Messenger RNA from Paramecium tetraurelia, 567 nucleotides. RefSeq lists its product as uncharacterized. NCBI's taxonomy places the organism in Eukaryota, Ciliophora, Oligohymenophorea, Peniculida, Parameciidae. The record is from RefSeq and is a predicted model, not a curated record. The transcript has 3 exons. Gene Ontology annotation, molecular function: oxygen binding; heme binding.
AUGCAAAAAAUUCAAAACUUUAUAGAAAACAAUAAAGCAGCUGUUGCAAUUGUAGCUGUUGCUGCUGCUAUUGGUAUUGUUGGUAUAAAAGUAUUGAAUUCAGAUAAUAGAGGGAGUGCUAAGAUCUUGGAUGCAAGUAUAUAGAAAGUCCCCUUAAUUGAGAGACUGGGAGGAGAGUAAGCAAUUUAACCCAUGAUAUCAUUAUUAUUCGAUCGUAUUUCUAAUAAUAAGGAUUUAAAGUCCCUUUUCUAGAAUGUUGAAAAGAGUAAAGUUUCAUAGCAUUUUAAUGCUAUAGUUUUAUAUUUAUUUGGAGGAAAACCGCCGGCAUAAUAAAAUUUUUCAGAUCAUUGCAAACUAAAUAUAACAGAACUUCAAUUUAGCGUAAUUGUAAAUCUUUUAGAUCAAACUCUUAAAAUGUUAGGAGUGGAUGACAGAGAAAUCUUUGAUGCAAGAGAAGCAUUUUAAAGCAAGAAAUAAUUAAUUGUUAGUCCAAAUCAAAGUGCUUGAUACAUUUAAAAUCAAUAUAUAAUACAUAUAAUUAAAUAAUUACAAAAUUUAAUCUUGAAU